Molecule: messenger RNA, 345 nt
Organism: Racocetra persica
Lineage: Eukaryota; Fungi; Glomeromycota; Glomeromycetes; Diversisporales; Gigasporaceae
Source: the annotation of a GenBank genome assembly
CCUGUUUUAGAAUUUGAUCUUAUGGGGCCAUUAGCAGAAAUUUUAUCUACAAAUUAUUUAUAUAUAAUUAAUGAGUUUUCUGAAUUUGCAUAUAUGUGGUUUGAAGAGUUUCAUGAAAAAACAAAAACAACAAUGUGCCAAACUAUAGGUUAUAUUCUUAAGGGUCAAUAUGUUAUUUUUCAUGUGUUUAGACAUUUUAUUUAUAGUAAUUUGGUCAAAGAGAAGCAAAAAAAGAGUGUUCAAAUUAAGAAGCCACAUAGUGAAUAUUUAAGAAAUACUGGCUGUUUAGCAACAAUUAGAUUUUGUAUUAAAAAACAUUAUUUAAAAAGUUCAUACCCUCUUGAA